Acaromyces ingoldii is the source of this 2805-nucleotide messenger RNA. RefSeq lists its product as hypothetical. The transcript has 3 exons. The record is from RefSeq and is a predicted model, not a curated record. The coding region runs from base 1 to 2805 and encodes 934 amino acids. NCBI's taxonomy places the organism in Eukaryota, Fungi, Basidiomycota, Exobasidiomycetes, Exobasidiales, Cryptobasidiaceae.
AUGACCCUCAUCGACGCCCUCGCAGCGUUACAAGAAGGCGCCCUUCCCACUAAUCAGCAGACGAUCGCCUUUCUUAGAAGCCUAGCCCCUCCGCCUUCAGAGAGGGGCGAUGGUACAAAACAGACCAGCCGUCUUGUCGGGGACCUGCAGACUGUCCUGGACGACCUCAUAGUCCUGAUCAAGGAACGUAAUGGUGACGAAGAGCUUCAAGAAUUUCUCUGGAGGACAGGCGGUGUGGCUGGACAAAUUGGACAAGACGGCCUCAGAAUUCGGUUCGGCAAAGAUGAAGAAGCAAAGCGGAGGACAAAGGAGGACAAGAAAAAGAAGAAGACGAAGCCGUCCUUGAAGGAAAGAGCGCGCAAGACCGAAGCCACGAUGAAGUCUAAUGCAACCACGGCUGUUCACCACCUCCGGGCGCUAACCAAACUACUUGUCGUUCAACCCGAACUUCGUCACAUCAUCGCCGACUUCGGAUAUAUGUUCGCAGAAGUGGUGGACAAGUCAACUGGGCAGUCGAUUGCCGAAGCUCGCCAGGAAUUUGGCCAGGUCAAGAGUACCACGGGAACCAUGCAGAGCAUCACUGACAGAGCUUUCGCCGCCUCCCAAGCGCAAAAAGUACAAACCCGAGACGUAGUCAGCAAUUUGGGCAGUGCACCAGCAAAAGGAGAGGGCAGUAGUGGAGCAGCUAAGGCUGCAGACCUCGAUGAAGGAGCCAAAGACGGUACCGUCGUGAUGCAAAAUCUCUCAUCAUUGCGCGAACAGCUUUCGGCCACACUGUCGGGACCCGAGAUCUCCCUCGAAGCAAUUCGCGACGAGCUCGCCAACGGACACUCUUUCCCUUCUUUACAACAACUUCGAACAGGGGCGUUGACCUCGGCCGGAAAAGCGGCGGUGGGCUGGCACGACGUUGAGAAAGUGCAACCAAGGGCAAACGAUGAUGCUCCUGUACCUUUUAGCGAGAUUGAGAAUGGGCUCAUGCCAACAGAUCUGGUCGAUGCGGCACAGAUGGUAGCAGUCGGAAGCAAGAGAUUUCAUUUGGCACCAGGCGCAACUCGAGAUCUCGCACAGCAGUCCAGAGACAAUGUCGUAAAGAAUUUUAGCGAGGCAUGGACCGAGGAGAGGCAGCGUCGGAUGCUGAAUCGACUCAAGAAGCUCUGCAUCGACUGUCAGUCCAGCAAAGACUACAAAGAAGCCUUGGUGUGGUUCAUCGACUGUAUCGAGAAGCUCGCCACGACCAUGGAGUCUAAAAUGGAGAUGCCGCACACGACCAUGGACGUCGCUCUUAGCGAAGCUUCGGAGCCCUUGAUCCAAUUGCUCGAAAACUUCUCUAAUGGCCAGUCGCUUCGCUCGAUCCUACAGACGAUUCGAGCGCUGUCCUUUGGGGCGAAGGAGGACCCCAACAUUGCAGCAUUCUGGAAGGAUGCCGAUGCUCAUUUACGUCGAUGUCUGCUCGAGGAUGGCUACGUUUUGCUUGUGGAAGCCGAAAAAGGAACUCGAGAUCUCAUCGAACGAUUCCGCACGCUUGAGCAGGACUACCGUCGCCGCAUAUCUCAGCUCGUUGGCGAAGUGAAGGCUUUUGUGGAGUCGAUUCGCAACGACGUUCUGUUGCUCAAGGUCCUCAACGACAUCAAACAAGUCAGCAAAGAUCUCUUUGUGGGAAAAGAUGGCAAGCUACUUCCCAGCAAGCAGCUGUGGUAUGAGCUGAGAAGCGUCAUUCUACCUGCGCUCCUCGAGAAAUUUGGUAUCUUACCGGUUCCACGCAUCAAAUACCUUCAUCCCGACUUUGACAUUGUCAUCGAGAAUGUCGCCUUGGAGCUUAAACACCUUUUGCCUAACAUUCUCGACGUCAAGAUGACCAACGAUGUUCACUUCGACUUCGAAAAGAUUAAGUCGUCGACACACGAGCAUUCGCUCAAGAUCAAGUUCAAGGGCAUGUCGUUGCGUGUUCAUCAAUUGGCCUUCGCCCUCACAUCGCGUCUCGGUUUCACCUUUCACGAUCGAGGCAUCGCUGACCUACUGGUGGCCAACUUUGGCCUGUCCAUCUAUCUCGACGUUCCCAAAGACCCCGGCCCCCACUAUUUCAUCGUGAGAAAGGUCAAGGUCAAGCUACCGACACUGCAGCUCAAGGUUCACAAAAGCAAUCACCGGAUCCUCCACGCCAUGGCCGGCGCCUUGGCAAGCAGCUACCUGACGAAGCUCAUUCUUCGCCACUUCAUCGCAGAGGGAGUAACCCUUGGCCUCAAACAACUCGACGUUCAGCUCAUGGCUGCGCGCCUUAGCAAGGACGGUGAAGAGGGCAAACUUGACCUCGUCGAGGUCAGGCGCCAGCUAGCAGAGCUGCGCGACUUGCUAAAAAAGUACCACGAACAGGCCGGCACUCUGGAGAUUGACUUCAAGGGCAUCAAAGGCGCCGAUAUCAAGGGCGUGGGUAGGUCAAUCGAGGAAUCGCAUGCCGUCAAGUGGGUAAAAAAGCAAGUGGACGAGACGGGACGCAAAGAAAUCGUGAGGAACCAGUGGAGGAGCAAUGCUUUCGACAUCGAGGGUACAGACACGAUUCACUCGCCGCCACCCGGGGCCAGCCAAGCUGCGAGAGAAGCCAAGAAGAAACCGGAGGGCAGCACGACUGAAACAACGGUUAGAAAGGCAGACAAAGAGCUGCAGGCAGUGGCGGCACAGGAGGAACCAAGGAGAGCGCAGCUGCAAGUGCCUCAAUCAAUGGACAGUGAAGUGGGGAAGAUGGCGGUGAGGUCAAAAGAUCGAAACGGCCAAAUUGCAAAGCUAGAAGAGGCGACCGAAAGACACUAA